UUGGCCGCUGCCUCAACGCGGCCAAACGCGGCCGGGAACGGAAAGGAAAGUUCGCUGUGCUCAAGGUCACAGGAUGGCCGUGAAAAGCAUGCGUCCGUGACGGUAGGCAGUAGGCACUCAGCCUCUCAAGUACCAGCUACUCAAUCUUGUCACGAACGCGAACGACAUCACCUGUCCGCCUGUUGCGCGACCACUACUGACCGCAGCCGAGUAAUUCGAGAAAACCCUUCGUGGCAGGGUGGCAGGGAGGAAGGGACGGUGCCCACAAGCCGCUGGCCGCCAGCAUAUGCGCUAAAACGAGUGAUAGGACAGGAUUCGCUAAGAGUGACGAAGGAACGACGGAACGACGGAACUAUAGAGACCUCGGGCACCGGCCGAGCGGCAUCGGUGUGUACUGCCGUGUACUGUUCGCUGCAGUACACUGGAGGUGGUCUGACGGUGCGAGGCAAGCGCCAGGGACGACGUUUUCGCAGCGUAGCUACCGCACAAGAUGAAUGCGAUUGUCAACGGCAAGCCGAGCGGACGACCGCGACGUAG
This is a messenger RNA of Soboliphyme baturini, 537 nucleotides long. The record is from the annotation of a GenBank genome assembly. Lineage: Eukaryota; Metazoa; Nematoda; Enoplea; Dioctophymatida; Soboliphymatidae.